AUGCUCUUUUGGCUGUUAGCCCUUCUGAUCCUUUGUGGUUUUCUGUGGAAUUAUAAAAGACAGCUAAAGAUCGCAAACAUCACUGAUAAGUACAUUUUCAUCACUGGGUGUGACACUGGCUUUGGAAACUUGGCAGCCAGAACUUUUGAUAAGAAAGGGUUUCAUGUAAUUGCUGCCUGUCUGACUGAAUCAGGAUCAACAGCUUUAAAGGCAGAAACUUCAGAGAGGCUUCAUACCGUGCUUCUGGAUGUAACUGACCCAGAAAAUGUCAAGAGGGCUGCCCAGUGGGUGAAAAACCAAGUUGGGGAGAAAGGUCUCUGGGGUCUGAUCAACAACGCUGGCAUUCUUGGUGUGCUGGCACCCAACGACUGGCUGACCGUCGAGGACUACAGAGAACCUGUUGAAGUGAACCUGUUUGGACUCAUCAGUGUCACGUUAAACAUGCUUCCCUUGGUCAAAAAGGCUCGAGGGAGAAUUAUCAAUGUCUCUAGCAUUGGGGGUCGGCUUGCAUUUGGUGGAGGGGGCUAUUCUCCAUCUAAAUAUGCAGUAGAAGGCUUCAAUGACAGCUUAAGGCGGGACAUGAAAGCUUUUGGUGUGCACGUCGCUUGCAUUGAACCAGGAUUGUUCAAAACCAAUUUGUCAGAUCCAGAAAAGGCUGCUGAAAAAAAACUUGCCAUUUGGAAGCAUCUGUCUCCAGACAUCAAACAACAAUAUGGAGAAAGCUACAUCAAGAAAAGCCUAGAACAAUUGAAAGGCACUGCAUCCUUUGUGAACAUGGACCUGUCCCUGGUGGUGGAGUGCAUGGACCAUGCUCUCACAAGUCUCUUCCCUAAAACCCAUUAUGCUGCUGGAAAAGAUGCCAAAACUUUCUGGAUCCCUCUGUCUCACAUGCCAGCAGUUUUGCAAGACUUUUUAUUGUUGAAACAGAAAGUAGAGCUGGCUAAUCCCAAGGCAGUAUGA
Molecule: messenger RNA, 960 nt
Organism: Rangifer tarandus platyrhynchus (Svalbard reindeer)
Lineage: Eukaryota; Metazoa; Chordata; Mammalia; Artiodactyla; Cervidae
Source: the annotation of a GenBank genome assembly